Messenger RNA from Phacochoerus africanus (Common warthog), 8582 nucleotides. It is a transcript of the gene AMOTL1, whose product is annotated as angiomotin like 1. The record is from RefSeq and is a predicted model, not a curated record. Bases 232 to 3204 code for a protein of 990 amino acids. NCBI's taxonomy places the organism in Eukaryota, Metazoa, Chordata, Mammalia, Artiodactyla, Suidae. Gene Ontology annotation, cellular component: plasma membrane; bicellular tight junction; cytoplasmic vesicle. The transcript is spliced from 15 exons. Gene Ontology annotation, biological process: regulation of cell migration; actin cytoskeleton organization; establishment of cell polarity involved in ameboidal cell migration.
CACUGGCGAGGCCGAGUUGGCUCAGCCAGGGAGCCCUCACUGCUCUCCUAAACUCCACGGCCCCCGAGAUGAAGUCACCUUUCUUCUUUUAAAAGCCACAGAGCUGUCCUGUGCGUCCCCGUCACGUCUGCUGGAACUCAGGGUUUUUUCCACGGCUGGACCCCGGGACCUUCUCUCGAGGAGAUUUCCAUUUGAUCCGAGAGCUGCACAUAUAAGAGACUUGCUGGCAGCAUGGACCUCAGUGAAAAAUGGCCUUUGGAGGAAGGGACCUGGCUGUCUCAUGCUGGAAUUCAUCACUUUGCCAACGGCAGAGGGGACAGUGAGUUUGUGGAAGCCUCCCCUGCGCCCUACAGCCCGGAGGAGUUAGGUCCCCCGCCUGCCUGUUACAGCCCCAGUAGUCCCGUCCAGGUUCUGGAAGACCCCAACUACUUUUUCCCAGACUUUCCGCUCUAUUCUGGGAGGCAUGAGGCAUCUGCUUUGACAGUGGAGGCAAACAAUAGCAUCAGGGAAAAAGUUGUUGAGGAUCCCCUUUGUAACUUCCACUCCCCGAACUUCCCGAGGAUCUCAGAGGUGGAAAUGAGAGGUUCCGAGGAUGCGGCAGCUGGAACAGUGUUACAGCGGCUGAUCCAGGAGCAACUGCGGUAUGGCACCCCGACCGAGAACAUGAACUUGCUGGCCAUUCAGCACCAGGCCACAGGGAGUGCAGGACCAGCCCACCCCACCAACACCUUUUCUUCCACGGAAAACCUUACUCAAGAAGACCCACAAAUGGUCUACCAGUCGGCACGCCAGGAGCCGCAGGGUCAGGAACACCAGGUGGACAACGCGGUGAUGGAGAAACAGGUCCGGUCCACGCAGCCUCAGCAGAACAACGAGGAGCUGCCCACGUACGAGGAGGCCAAAGCGCAGUCGCAGUUCUUCCGCGGGCAGCAGCCGCCGCCACCGCCGCCGCCGCAGCCGCAGCCUGGGGCGGUGGGUCAUGGUUACUACAUGGCAGCGGGUGCCAGUCAGAAGGCCCGGACGGAGGGCAGGCCCACGGUGAACCGCGCCAACAGCGGACAGGCGCACAAGGACGAGGCGCUGAAGGAACUCAAGCAGGGCCACGUCCGCUCGCUCAGCGAGAGGAUCAUGCAGCUGUCGUUGGAGAGGAACGGAGCGAAGCAACACCUCCCUGGCUCAGGGAACGGAAAGGGGUUCAAGGCGGGCGGGGGGCCCUCCCCAGCCCAGCCUGCAGCCAAAGUGCUGGACCCCCGAGGUCCUCCCCCCGAGUACCCCUUCAAGGCCAAGCAGAUGAUGUCCCCGGUCAGCAAGACCCAGGAGCAUGGACUUUUCUACAGCGACCAGCACCCGGGGGUGCUCCAUGAGAUGGUCAAGCCUUACCCUGCGCCCCAGCCUGCGAGGACAGAAGUGGCCGUCCUGAGGUACCAGCCACCCCCAGAAUAUGGGGUAACCAGCCGCCCGUGCCAGCUUCCUUUCCCGUCCACUGUGCAGCAGCACAGCCCGAUGUCCUCCCAGAACUCCUCCGUCAGCGGGCCCCUGCACUCCGUGUCCCUGCCACUUCCGCUCCCGAUGACCCUGGCAGCCCCGCAGCCCCCGCCCGCCGCCUCCCCCAGCCAGCAGCUCGGACCGGAUGCCUUUGCGAUCGUGGAGCGAGCCCAGCAGAUGGUGGAGAUCCUGACGGAGGAGAACCGGGUGCUGCACCAGGAACUUCAGGGUUACUACGACAAUGCCGACAAGCUCCACAAGUUUGAAAAAGAACUUCAGAGAAUCUCAGAAGCCUAUGAGAGCCUGGUCAAGUCUACCACCAAGCGAGAGUCACUGGACAAGGCGAUGAGAAACAAACUCGAAGGCGAGAUUCGAAGACUCCAUGAUUUCAACAGAGACCUCCGAGAUCGGCUGGAGACUGCCAACAGACAACUGUCCAGCCGGGAGUACAACGGGCACGAAGACAGAGCAGCCGAGGGGCUCUACGCGUCCCAGAACAAGGAAUUCUUGAAGGAAAAGGAGAAGCUGGAGAUGGAGCUAGCGGCAGUGCGGACGGCCAGUGAGGACCACCGGAGACACAUCGAGAUCCUGGACCAGGCUCUGAGCAACGCCCAGGCCAGGGUCAUCAAGCUGGAAGAGGAGCUCCGAGAGAAGCAGGCAUAUGUGGAGAAAGUUGAGAAGCUGCAGCAGGCGCUGACCCAGCUGCAGUCUGCGUGUGAGAAGCGGGAGCAGAUGGAGCGGCGACUGCGCACCUGGCUGGAGAGGGAGCUGGACGCGCUGAGGACCCAGCAGAAACACGGAAAUGGCCAGCCAGCCAGCCUGCCAGAAUACAAUGCCCCGGCCCUCAUGGAACUCGUGAGGGAGAAGGAGGAGCGGAUCCUGGCCCUGGAGGCCGACAUGACCAAGUGGGAGCAGAAGUAUGUGGAGGAGAGCGCCAUCCGGCACUUUGCCAUGAAUGCCGCAGCCACCGCCGCUGCCGAGAGGGACACCACGAUCAUCAACCACUCGAGGAACGGCAGCUAUGGCGAGAGCUCGCUGGAGGCGCACAUCUGGCAGGAGGAGGAGGAGGUGGUGCAGGCCACCAGGAGAUGUCAGGACAUGGAGUACACUAUUAAAAAUCUUCAUGCCAAAAUCAUAGAAAAGGAUGCCAUGAUUAAGGUCCUCCAGCAGCGAUCCCGUAAAGACGCUGGGAAGACGGACUCCUCCAGCCUGCGACCGGCCCGCUCUGUCCCGUCCAUCGCUGCAGCCACGGGGACGCACUCCCGCCAGACCUCCCUCACCAGCAGCCAGUUAGCUGAGGAGAGGAAGGAGGAGAAGACCUGGAAGGGAAGCAUAGGCUUGCUGCUGGGGAAGGAGCACCACGAGCAUGCUUCUGCCCCCACGCUGCCCACCCCGCCGGCUGCAGCGCUGUCCCCCGCAGCCCCUGCCACCUCGGCUGGCAGUGCCCACUCAAAGACGGGCAGCAAGGACAGCAGCACACAGACGGACAAGAGCGCCGAGCUCUUCUGGCCCAGCGUGGCCUCCCUGCCUGCACGCGGCCGGCUGAGCGGGACGCCCUCCAACAGCCCAGUCCUGAAGCACCCAGCGGCCAAGGGGACGGCAGAGAAACCAGAGAGUUCUCCUGGCCACUCGAAGUCACCUGACCACAAAGGCCGCAUCAGCAGCUUGCUCCACAAGCCCGAGUUCCCCGACGGAGAGAUGAUGGAAGUUCUCAUCUAACACCGGCAUCCCUGUUGAAUUUCGCAACAGAACAUUGACAAACAAGGAACAUGGCAAAGAGAGAGGAGAAAGAUCAAGAGAUUGUGGAUGGGAAAUCAGGAACGAUUUGAGCUGACAUGGAUUUCAGACUAGUGAGAACACUUUUUAUAAACGUUUUAAACAAAAACACAGGAGACCUACAUGACAGAAGGUGAAGAGACUGCCAUGGAUUUUGACUGCAUGUGGUGGAAGAGAGAAGAUGCGUGUAGGUUUGGAAACAAAGAAGACAUAGGAAAUGGAAUUGUUCAUUGUACAGAACAUGUAUCUCUUGGGGAGGGUCGGUGUACCCCCAUUUUCUAGUUAUAAACAGAUAAACCUGAGCAUGGAUCUCCCUUGGAAUAGGCCCCUUCUCCUUGCAUCUUAGCUUGUUUUAAGAAGAACUUCCUAGACAUCUCCAAGUCCAUCUUGACAUAAUGUACCAUCCAUCACCCGUGUGCUCCAUAGGGUGUCUGUGAAUGCGUGUGGGUGCAGCAGGAGGAGGAAUGUGCGGGGUGAUGGGGCAUUUAAAGGGCCGCCUUGAUUUGGACUUUCAGGAGUUUUUGAGGCUUCUCAGCCUUUCUGGAUUGAGCAGUAUUUUCUAAGCAGUUGGGGAGCUUUCUGGUCGUGGUGCUUACCCUUCUCUGAGUUCAUUUUUGUCUCUGCUUCAUUCUCUUUCAUUUUAACCUUUUUUUCCUUCAUUUUGUUUUCUUUUAUACUAAGCCAUGGCAGAAUUCCUUAGCUCUGGGGUUUAUCAGAGCAGUCUCUGAACGGCCAUCGUUCCUGCUGUGUUUCAUAGUGGCCAGAGGGACAAAGCCGUAGGCCAGCUUCCUGGCUGCCCCUCCACCUUGGAGGAGUUGGGCUACCGCAAUGAACCUCUUUCUGACUGUGAACUAGUUAAGGUCUGACGAGGCGGAAGAUGCUCGACCGCUGAGAUGUCUUGCAAUAAGCUCACGGCCCCGACUAUGUUCGCUCUCACAUCAGCUCUUGCGUGGAGUUUGCUAUCCCCAGCUCAUUGCCCUGCUGAGGUAGGCCCUUCAGGACUGUACUCCAGGAAGCAGGUGACGCUUGCCUUGGUGGCAUCCAGAAACCCUCCAGGCACCUCGUGGGCUUUCUGCUGCUCCCGGCUCGUGCUCGUAUCCACGGCUCUGCCCGCCGCCAGCAUCCCUCCGGGCGCCGUUGGGGUGAGUGCAGACUGCGCAUGCGUGGCAGCGCUGGGCUCCGGCCCCGCCGGGAACUUGCUUUGUAACCGCCCAAGCCGCUAUCUCUAGGGCGAUCAGGUUUCUCAAGGUUUCAGAUUAGGACGACUCGGUCCAAAAUCAUAGAGCCAAGAGCAGGCGAGGUGGUGGGCCUCUUAGCCGUGUGCGAUGGGCUUUUCCAUCUCACUCCUCAGUCGUCUGCUUGCUUUAUGAAUCUAGGAGGUGCUGGAGCAGAAGACAAGCUAGUCAGGCCAUCAGUUGCUCCUGAAGGGUCCUGAGAGUUUCUCCCCCCUCCAGGUCCCUUUCCUCAUGCUUAAGGGAGGGGGAAAAGAGGGAAAAAAAAAAAAAACACCCUAGGUCUGAGGCUUUUUCAAGUCCAACUUCAAUGGAGCCCUGAAGACAACAUCGCUUAGGAGAUUUUGCUUGGGUAGCUCAUUCUAGGGUUGGUCUUUGUAACCUGGGUGAAGUGAUAGCCUCAUCAAAUCAAGGUGGUAGAAGGAAGACAGAGGGUGGGGCUGGAGAGGGGAGGGAGGAAAGGAAACGAAUGGCUUUGCCCAGGGGGUCUCUGAGCUACCCAGUGGUCAGAGUAAGCAGAAUGGAUGCUUCUCAAGCCCUGCCCUGCUGUGAAAGGAGGAAGGGCGGAGGCCUCAUGGCUGGUGUGGGGGCAGGGUUCGUAUGGACACAUGGGGGUGGGAGGGGGCAGAGGGUUCCCCAUCCCAAUCUGUUUCCCCUCACUUUCUCUAGGUGAUGACGGUCAGUCGAUGGCACCUCACUCUUAAGGACAUUUUGACCCCUGAUCAUGUUGGGGGCGGCCCAGGAAGGAAAGAAAGCAUUUAGAAAUAGGACGACAUAGCACCUCUGCCAGUCCCCACCAUCCGUGUCUGGGCCACCCCAGACGUGGGCUGUGUCCCCUAGAAAUGGGUGAGGUGAGAGCCCAGUUUCAGGCAAAGCCUAUCUUUAUGCCCCACCCAGCAUGCUCAUUGGCGGCUCAGGCACGAGGGCACUUGCUCUCCUUGGUACCUCCCCUCCCCCACCAGGUGCCAGGUGUGUUAGUUGUCAGAAGGCAAACACAGAUGUCACCAUUUUUCAGUUGUGCGGUCGUCUCUGUGAAUCUUUCUUUUUUUUUCCCCUCUAACCUGCCGAGAUUCCUCUGUACAAAAAGGGAUCUACGGCUUUGAAAUGUCUUCUUUUAGGCAGACUUCCUGCCCAGCUGGGGCCCUGACACUCUCCAUUUUCAGAGCUUUCUGGAAGCCCUGCAUGCCUGUAGGAGAAAUGCAGAUACUGAACUUCCUCUGUGCCUUCCGGCAGCUGACCAUACAUUAUUUCACUGGAUUUUAGAAAAUAAUCCCAGCUCCCUUUUUUAGUGCCAACUGUAUGCAAGCGCUGCUGUAACUACCCUGUAGUGAGUCCUCAAACCACGUGCAAGCAGGGCUGAGUUUAUCUUCUUCAUGUCACAGAGAAGGAAGCUGGGGCUCAGGGAGGUCAAGUUCUUUCCUAGAAGCAGCUGGGGUCUGAACCAAGAGUUUGGGAGAGGAGCUGUGCCUUCAUCACAGGCUGGACUGCCUCUGACUUGGGGUUGCUAACCAUCUUUCCAUGCUACAUCUUGAUCUGUUCUGUCCCCUGCAUGCCAUGUGCUCGAACACACACACACACACACACACACACACACACACACACGCACCUGCCCCCACUCCCUCGGGAGCUAAGAAAUAGGACUAAAGCCCAGAGCUCCUAGAUUUGCCCAUGAACACAGACAUAGAUGGCUAUCUUCCUGUUCCGAUGUAAGCAGGGCCUCAACAUCAAUUUUAAAAGCACCUGCUCAUAGUCCAGAGGCCAGACCUUCUCUAGAACUUUCCACUGGUGUCAGAAUGGGAACUCAUGGGCCCUGUCUCAGGGCAAUAGGUAACCUAGGCCUUGGGUGACCGUGUGCCAGAUUGACUGCUUCCUCCUUGAAUGUGUCCUCUGACGGUUUCCACGUGCUGCCCUGGAUUCCAUAUGAAGCAGGAGAUGUUGCUAGAUUCCAGCACUAAUUUCAGAGCAUGUACAGAGUCUUUCCGUAGCAUUUUCUUCUCAGCCUUUCUCCUGCUUCCUGGAGGUUGGAAGCCAACCCUGGUGUCAUGCUCCACGUGCUUGGAGCAGGUGAGCAGGACAGCAUUGCCACGUCCUCCCCGGGGCAGAGAGUGGAGGCCUUUCUCUCUCUCUUCAAUCCUGUAGGGCUCAAUCUUUAGAACACGCAUGUGCAUUUGACUGCAGAGAGCUGGGGUUGUCUGUCUAGUUGCUCCCAUUGGGUUGUGAACAUGGAACAUUGAACUCGGUGGCUCUGCACAGAAUGGCCUGUGCAGAGAAGCUGGCCGUCACUCCUGUUUGUUCUCCCCCGGGGUUGCCCUCAGCCUCCUGUGUCCUCAUGAUGCUGAGGCUGAGGGCGUGAGAGGUUCUCCCUACGGCAGCCUGACUCCUAGAGAUGGAUGUGAACGUGCAUGUCAGGUGAGGCAGGGUUCCAGGAGGCGGUGGAGGACGGAUGGGGCUUUGAAAGGUCUCGAGGCAGGGAGCUCAAGCACAAACGGCCAGAUGUUGUGCAAAGAGGUGUGUUUUCCAGAACCAAAUCCUGCUGCGGGUCUGCACUGCAGAGGGCGCCGGUGACUGUUCUUAAACACUGAAUGUCCAGCCCCCAGUUGCCUUCUUCCCAUCCUGACGCCUGAGGCAUCCGGCAUGUGCUUCACAAAUCUGGGUUUUCUCUUCCUUUUUUCUAGCUAAUGAAUUCGUGUGUUUAAAAUGUCUUCCUUCCACAUGAGGAUUGUCUGAUGGGUUUGCUUCCGAUGUGUGGCUCCGGGGGGAGACCAGCAGAGUAGUGACGAAGUUACCAGAAGCUGAUGAGCUGGGAGCGGGGAAAGGUCGGCAUUUCAGUAAACGCAUUUCUUCUGGAACUCACGGGCAAUGCUUUGGUCUCUUCCUUUGAAGUAGUAUUGCCUCUUCUCGUCUGGGAAUUAAAUGGUAUAGAGAGACGUGUGGGUCAGUGCAGACCCAUGAGGUGCGACCGUAAGGGCACAUGUUGAGCUUCUUGUCUUCAUACCUAGAAGAUCCAGGUGUCCCGUCUCACCCACCUUCCCUAAAAGGUGACCCUUUGUGAGACAAUGCUGAUGACUGCUGUGCUGCCCGAGUAGAAGCACUUGGCACACGCCUCUACUAGAAUGAUGUAGGAGGGCCUACAACAUUCCUUUUGUGAAUCUUUAGAGAUGAGAAACCGUCAUCCUCUAAGGAUGGCUUUAACCUUUGGAAAUAAUCCCCAAUCAGUCACUCAUUUGGAUAAAGAAAGAUGGGAGAUUAAGGUAAGUCACAUCCAUUUAGCUUUAAAAAAAAGCCCCUAAAAUAUUCCCGGAGCUGAGUCUUUGGACUCCUAGCGCCUCUCAAGUGACGCUUUAGAGGAGGCCAGUCAUCAUUCAUACCUGUAACUUCCAGUGGACUCGUUUUUAAAAAUCUGCUCUCUUGCUAUGCCUUGUAUAUGUCCCCAUCUCUGCAUUCAUGCAGAUGUCAGCACAUCUUCACGAGGCUAAGCCUCUGGUAGGAGUUGUGUAAAAACCGUGUUAGACUUCAGUGCAUGUUAUUGUCAUAUUAAGGCUAAGAUCGAGGUGUUUCUUUGUCAUGAAACUGUGCUGCUUCACAGAGUUACAAUAUUGUGUUCAAUAUAAUGAAGUACAUAUACGGCGUUCUCUUGUAUCAGCUCCCCGAGUUGUGUUUACAUGCUACUCGCCUAGGGUUCUGUUCACUUAGAGACACCUGCAAGUAUUUAUUACGAACGGAAUGUAAGCAGAUUGAUCCACAGUGGUUUUCUUUGACUUCAGGUGUUUUCCUCUUUUGUGGAGGGAGAGGGGGGCCACCCCGCUUCCCACCUGUGUGUGUGAGGUCACCGUGCUUGGUGGCCGGGUGCUGUGUUCUCUCCAGCGGACUCUGAUGUCACGUCUUGGCAUCUUCGUGUUGCUGGUCUGUGUCAAAAGUGGGGUACAGAACUGCACAGCCGGGUGGGCUGUGCACAGAGUGGGGAAGCCCAAGAACACGUCCACGUCCCCCAGAGCAAACACUGAGACUGUUGGUCAGCCAAAGAUUUGCCUAUUCUUUGCUGCUUAAACGUGUGCCUUAAUAUUGUAUAUAAUAAAUGGAUAAAACGGC